Seminavis robusta is the source of this 1266-nucleotide messenger RNA. The record is from the annotation of a GenBank genome assembly. NCBI's taxonomy places the organism in Eukaryota, Bacillariophyta, Bacillariophyceae, Naviculales, Naviculaceae.
AUUGACAUUGAGUCUGAGUGGAGUCCCGGUCUGUGCCAGCCUUUCUAAGAUUCCAUCUCUCGUGUCAAUCAAGAAGGCAAGAAGCAAGAAGACACUCCACACGCUUCCGCCGUCGUAGUUGCUCUUGUUUCUGUUGUUUUGGGAGAUCCUUUGAUUGAUUUGUUGUAGCGUUCACCAUGGAUGAUGGCUGCUGUUGCGUUCCAUGCCUUCAGUGUGUCCGCACAAAGGAGGUGGCUGUAGUGGAAGAUCUGGGUAAUUUUGAGCAGCUGCUGGGACCUGGGCUGCACUUUGUGUUUUGGCCCCUGAAGAGCAUCGUGGGACGCUUGUCUUUGCGAAUUCAACAAUUGGAUGUUCUUUGCGAGACCAAGACAAAGGACAAUGUGUUCGUACAUGUCCAAGUGGCAGUCCAGUAUCGUGUGCUGGAAGAAGGCGCCUACGCCGCGUACUAUCGGUUGACAGAUCCUCGUGGUCAGAUCCAAUCCUAUGUCUUUGAUGUGGUGCGCAGUACGGUGCCCAAAUUGGAAUUGGACGCUGCCUUUGCCAGCAAGGCCGAAAUUGCGGAUGCUGUCUUGGCCCAACUCAAAGAUGUCAUGAAAGACUAUGGAUACGAAAUUCUCAACACGCUUGUGACGGACAUGAGCCCCGAUUACAAAGUCAAGGCCAGUAUGAAUGAAAUCAAUGCCAGCAAGCGACUCAAGGAGGCAGCCGCCCACAAGGCCGAAGCCGAUAAAAUCAAACUCACAAAGCAGGCCGAAGCUGAAGCCGAGAGUCGGUAUUUGAGCGGUCUGGGAGUGGCCCGACAGCGCAAGGCCAUUGUGCAGGGUCUACAGGAAAGCGUCACGGAAUUCUCCAAUGAAGUGGGAACCCGUCCCAAAGAUGUCAUGGAUAUUUUGCUAUUGUCCCAGUAUUUCGAUACCCUGAGCACCGUCGGUGCCAAUGCGCUUUUUGUCAAUCACGAUCCCAGUACCGUGGCAUCGCUUCAGUCGUCUCUCGGUGGCUCCUUUAUUCCAGACAAGCGCAAUCCUCCUUAGAGCAUUUGAUGUGCAUUACACGACAAUCCAAACCGCAAAAUGCAGAGGAUUCAAUUCCUAAUACUUCUGGUGCUGGUAUGCAUGCUUCGGAACCUCUCAAUGAUUUCUGAAUAAUUUCAUUGAUCGAGGAUAGUGAACGUGAUUGCAUGUUUUUUCUUUUUAGAGUUGACAAUGGUAUCCAUUUGCAUGGUGAUGCAUGGCUACUUGUAAAGAAUUUAGUGAUACACAUACAUGU